UCCUUGUUUUUAGAAAAUGAUCAGAUCUCGAUUGCUCUCAAUGUACUGACUUAAAUUACCACCACUCGCUACAAUCGCUGGCGAACGGCGAACGGUGUUAUUUAUAAACAGUUAUAAUAUAGUGCAAUAAGGAAGGAGUAUGCACGCUGCAACAGGCCAAGGUUUUUUAGCGCCUAAAGCACAAGAAUACACGUGGAAGAGACAUGUGACCCGUUGAAAGGUGUUUUAUCAACUUACCAACUUUAGCUCAACUUGAAAAUGGGAGUACACGGCCUGACAUCAUAUAUACGAAAGAAAGGGGAUAAGUAUUUUUGCGAUUACAGGUUGCAUGACACCAAAUUGAUAAUUGAUGGUUCAAAUUUGAUUUACUUCCUCUACAGUCAUUUUCAAGUUUCAAGUCAUUUCGGUGGCGACUAUGACGAUUUCGCCGAAAUAUGUAAGGACUUUUUCAACACUUUGUCAAAAUGUAAUGUUACACCAAUAGUUGUUUUUGAUGGAGCAGACGAUCCGAACGAUAUGAAACUAUCAACAGUUUUGCAACGUAUGUUUAAACAACUUAGACGAGUUGAUGCAAGAAAAGGCGUCUUACCUCUAUUGUCAAUGGUGACUCUUCGUCAAGUUCUCGUGGAGCUAAAAAUAGCACAAGUGGCUUGCCUGUUCGAGGCUGAUAGAGAAAUUGCUGUUCUUGCAAAUAAAUUGAAAUGCCCAGUAUUAAGCGACGACAGUGAUUUUUUCGUCUUUAAUUUAGACUAUGGUUCUAUAUCCAUGGGCGCGAUGGCUGAGUCGGUUCCAAGGCGAAUCGUCGCACAGGCUGCCGGUAAAAGCGAUUACUACUUACCAGUCCGGCUGUAUAAAUGUCAAACCUUCUUGAUGGAAGAGUUCGGGAUAGAACGAGAUGAAUGCAUCUUUCCUGUGUUCGCCACAUUGAUCGGGAACGAUUAUUUUGAUCCUCCAGAAAUCACCAUUACUUCGCCUAAACACCCGAGCAACCAGUUGUACAGCCCUGCCAGGGAUCCAGAGAUAAUCGCAGAUUGGCUGCGCAGGGCUGAGUUCGAAAGCGGUAAUGAAGCUUGUGAACACAUCUCGGAACAGAUGCCAUAUGAAAAGGGAAAACAGUUUAAAGAAUCGGUUAAGUCGUAUAGUGAUAUCAAAGACUUUGCUUUAAUUGAUCUGGAAAAAUUCCUUCCACGCAAUAAGGGGUCUGUGGAAAGAAAAUGCGUUUAUUUAGACGGAAACGAUGUAGAUACUUAUGAGACAGGAGAGAAAGAAGCAGAAGAAACUGGACACACGAUAUUAACAGACUAUACUGGUAAACGUCUGCCCUCCUGGUUUCUAAUAGGUCUAAUUCGUUGUGAAAUAGAUUGCACAUUUUUACUUAAUGCUGCAGUGAACCACAGGCUCAUUUUCAAAGCGCAGAUGGAAAUAUUGUCAGAACGAACGUCCUAUGCAUGCUCUCAGGUUAUUCGACGUCUGAUUUAUCGAAUAGUUACCGGCUCUGUAGACCCAAACGACCGUGACAAACAAAGUAAGAACGGUUACAUUGAAGAAUAUGACAGAGAAACGGAACCAUUCCUUGUUGAACCUGUCGAUGAGCUUCCAGAUAUAACAGAAAUACCGAGUCUUGAGAAUAUUCCACAAAUGUCGAGGAAAGAAAAGCUUAAGAUAUUUAUUGCUGCUUUUGGAAGUAGACCAGACUCUAUUGACCAGUCUCUAGAUGAGACAUCGCAAUUAUUUGUACUUGUGUUACGCGCGUGGAUGAAGAAUUCCAAACCAAAAGUCACAGAAUGCCACCUUACUGUUUUGAUCGUUGGUGUUAUAGCAUUGCAUGCCUUUAAAUUGGAUCAGAUACCCACGAAAUCCUCGUACACUGUCGAAACAGAGCCACCUGUAUUCAGAGACAUAAAGAAUGCAGUCAAUGAAAAGAAAAUAGUAAAAUUCAUUAAGAUUCAGUUGCGGAAGCACUUUAGCACACCUCGGGUUUCAUUGGAUAGUCCCGGAGUUAUGGAAGUUGUGCAUGCAUUUGUACAAUUUCAGACAUGUUACCUGUAUACGUUUUACUUAAAUCAAGUUCUACAAAGCCCUGUGCGUAUCCCACGUCCAAGCAUGGUACUGAACUGUACAUUUUUGUACAAUUUCUACCGUCAUUUGCAGAGCAUAGAAGAUCCUGGCAAACAUAUAGACUCCUUACUUGGGAAAGGUUCGGCCAUCCAUAGUUUGUUUCACAACUGGAAACAGUCGGCGAUGGACAUAAACUGACUCAUUGACUCGCAAAAUAAAGUUACUUUUGCAGAAAAAAAUGAACGGCAUGGUAAUUGAAAAUAGGUUUUUUUUUCUAAAUGAUAACACAAGAAAGUUGUAUCUUCGUCAAAAUUAUUUGAAUUAAUUUUUAGUUUGUCAUCAACAAAAGUACGCUGAUAAUGCAAUAUAUCCAGCAUAAAUUCUAAUAGGACUAAUUGCUAUUUUCGUCAAAACGACUGGGUACAUUUCAUAUUUUAGUCUCCAUUAUGGUAAACAAAUUCAUUUUCGCAUAAUUAUGUUCUUAAAGUUAAAUUUUACCAGUUUUUAUAUACAUGUAGAUUUCUAUAUAUAUUAAGAAUAUUUCCAGAUUUGUUGAAAACUUGUUUAAAAACAUAACUCUAUGGGUAUGUGUACUAUGUUCCUAAAACUCUGAAUAUGAAAUACCAACUUUAUAACUUUAAAUUGUCAUAUGUAAAUAACCAUCACCAUGUAACCAAUAGUAGUUAUUCUUGUUGGGCUUUAUUUGUCUUUAUUUGUUGCAUUUCUUAACACAUUUAUCAGUAAUUACAAGUAAAAUUGUUAAUUCAUCAUGUUUAACGACAUAUAUGCAUAUAAAACAGAUAAAAUUAAUAAUCACAAAAAUAUGGAAAUAGUGCACUAAAUAUAGUGCGUAUUGGACCCGUAACCGUACUCGGCAAUUUCCGUUUGAUUACGUAUUCGAUAUCGGCAUUUCCUGGUGGUACAAUACUAAACUGGUAAUCAAGCAGCACUUCCAGCCUUGUCAGGAUCUGGUACUAAUUCUCUUUUGUUUUCCUAGUUAAAGUGGCAUGUUCAUGUUGUAUGUAGCCAUUUCCUGUUUUUAUUUCAUUGUGGGCCAAUACUUGACAUUUUUAAUAGCAUUUUCGGGGAGAUUUUUUUUUUGGCAUUUAUAGAAAUAUAAACAAACAUUACAACACAUGUGUUCAGACCCACAUUUUAUCUAUAGCUUUUGUUUGGAGUUGACCUGUCAAACAAAACAUUUCUCUACGAAGAUUCAUUACCACUAAUUUUCUUGGUGUAUUUUUUUGUGGUUUGUAGGUCAUUUAAGAUCAUAAGGCUAGUAAUCAUUUUUAAAAUGGCCCUGGCUAUGUGUUACAGCUCUAAGAAGAUUGUUAAUUUUAUAUAUAAAAAAACCAACACAGAUUUAUAUACUACUGUGUAUCUUGGUAAGGAACGAUAGCAACAGAAAUGGCCGAAGAAUGCCGUAGUAUAAUUUGGAGAUUACGUAAUCGCAAGGACAUUGCCGAGCGUCAUUAUGUAUGCACCACCUUAAAAACUACGGUUUGUUAAUAUUUCAUUUUAGUAUCAUUCUUUGUGAUUCUAUUUCUUUCUGCACUAAGUGAUUUACAAUGCAUGCACGAAUAAUCAUUGAAAUAUUGCUUGGCAACAUGAACAAUAUAUACUGUUAAGAUUGUCAAAAUGGUCAUGAAUUUUCGAAUAACUUAUUCGAAAAUUCAUGACGAUUUUGACAAUCUUAAGAGCUGAAUAACUUUAUGAAAUAUUCAUUUUGACUUUAAUACAAGUAUCCAGUUAUGUUAGUUUGUAAGAUACUUUAUUUUUUCUUCCAACACACAACAUUAAUAAUUUAAGAAACAAGAAAGAAUCUAGAUCGAAAUUUUAAGGUUUUUGUUAAAAUGGAUAACUUGAAUUGGCAGUCACACUAGUGACAUUUUCUGAAAUCGACUGCCAUUUAGAAAAUGAUCAGAUCUCGAUUGCUCUCAUUGUAAAGCUGACUUACCACCCCUCACUCUCUCCAAUGCAAUCUUAACAGUUAAAUAACUUUAUGAAAUAUUCAUUUUGUCUUUUCAUAAGAAAAAGGAACUACAAUGUGUCAUAGUGGUGAAAUGUAGAAUAUAUCUUACUUACUUGUGCAUAUAUCAUGACUACACGUGUGUAAAUGUAUUAUCACGCUUAUUAAAUGGCCAUUAGUUCUA
This is a messenger RNA of Mercenaria mercenaria, 4211 nucleotides long. Its product is annotated as protein asteroid homolog 1-like. Bases 259 to 2256 code for a protein of 665 amino acids. Gene Ontology annotation, molecular function: nuclease activity. Lineage: Eukaryota; Metazoa; Mollusca; Bivalvia; Venerida; Veneridae. The record is from RefSeq and is a predicted model, not a curated record. The transcript is spliced from 2 exons.